GUGAGACUCUACGCGAUUCCGCAGAGCCUCAAGUCCCGCCCCUGGUACCGCCUUCCACAUAGAUGUAUUUACAUACAAUAGCCACCAAGAGUCGCUGUUUUCACAUCUACAAACCAGAUUAAAAAAGGCUGUUCCACUCGUUUCAAACAAGGUGUGCGGAUGCAUCGUUUCCCGAGAAACCCAGAAAGACGGCGCUUGUGGGAGAUCAAAGUCAAACGAGCGAGCUGGAAAGCUCACAACAAUUCUUUUCUCUGUGACAAACAUUUUGACGAUUCGCAACGAGAGAUGAACCAUCCUGAAAGACCAUUGAAAUGGAACGCCGUGCCCAACAUUUUUGCUCACACCAAGCGAGUCAUACCAAGACUGGCCAGAAAACCAAGACCCCUGCCUGCUCUUCCCAAAUUUUGGAAUGAGCUGGACCAUCCGUACGCUCAUAAGAAUCGACCAAAUAGUGACACUGCGCGAGUUUCGCUUUCAGAUGUCAACAUGGAUGCCAUCAUACAAAUGAAAGGAGCUCCACAUGCCAUCUGUCCCGCACCUGUCAUUCCAAUAGAUCCUUACAAGCAAAUUCACAAACUUGAAACACAAAACCUCCUCUUAAAAAGGAAGCUUCGGCAUGAGCAACGCUUAAGGAGAUCCAUGGCAAAUGAGCGCACGGUCAUGCAGAAGAAAAUGAUGACUGUUUUCAACAAUAACCAGAUUGAGAAUAUGAGCAAGUCAUCGCGGUCCUUCAAGUGGUCCAGAGAUUCGUACAGAAAAGCCUUAAAGCUCAGAAACGCGUGUGGAAAAACUGGUUACCAAGAACUUUUACGCCAAAGUUACCCACUGCCUUCUCUUCGUUCUCUGCGACGGAAGGAAGUCGUGGCUUUAGGAGUGGAAAUUUUACAGGAGACGAUGGCAACAUCCGCUAAUGACAAUCAAAGACAUUCGGAGGAGACGUCUGUCAAUACUGCAAAUGUUACUCCACCUGAAACACAAACCCUUGUCUACAUCGUCUCCUAACUCAUUCAUUGCCAUUGACGGCAAUAGACAUCCAAUGCAUCUGGUAGCUCUUCUUGCCACACCAAAUUAAAAAAAAAUAAUAGUAAUUUUCUUUUUGAAUGUUUUGUACAUUAUACAUAUAUGGCGGAAAACACUCAUGUGGCUUGGAAGUUCCGCUCUGAGACCGCCAAUUUGGCCAAAUUUCAAAAUUGUCCUAUAUGCAUGUGUGAUACAUCAUUGGAAAGCUUAAAGUGCAUGUGACACUAAAAAGCAUGUUUAUUUCAUAAUACACGCGGUAUUUUAUGCCCCGGAAUGAUAUGGACCGCUUGGAUGUGUGUGGAAGCGAUCGCUAUAUUUAUUUAGUUUUUUUAAUCCCGCGCCAUGAAAAUGAGUGACUUCCGGCUUCGGUCUUGCAUUGAGGAGGCGGGCGCUGUGACGUGUACGGUAGAAGACGUCCUCUUCACUAUACAGUGUACUGUUGUGUAUGAGGACGAAGGAUUCAGCUGAUUUUCUCGGAUUAAUACGUUUAUUUUUCGCAUCACACCAGCAGAACGGCUGCAGAAAAAUCAUUCUGUAUGAGGGAGAGGCGUAAGCGACUUUUUGGAGUUUCAAAAGGUUCCCAUUCACCGUGGAUAUUUACUGUGGGACCAUUGGACUUACGAGGAAGUGAGUAAACAUCUUGUUUUGUAUUAUGUCAAAUACGAAUACAGCUAUUACAAAGUAAACACUACAAACUUCCUUUAAAUAAAGGACUACUUACGUUUGAUCAUUGAUUGGCAUGUAAAAAGCUCUCCUCAUGCUCAUUAGCAGCACGUUAGCUGCACAACAACUCCAGCCACCCUCCUCCGGGGAACGAACUGUAAAUUGCUCUCCGCCGGGCGGUUUGCCGAUCCGCGAAGACAAUCGACAACCGGGUCGUCAUGUCAAAUAAUCCAGGCUAGUUAUGUGUGAUUUUCCGCUUUGAAGACUUUGAAACAUCACUCGGUUCGAGUUAGCAUGUCGGCUAGCUGUCACGCCUUCUGGUUUGUUUACAUUUCCGAAGCCGGGGAAGGGAAAUGACAUAUGUCCGAUUUAGGUGUCAUAAAAUAUCGUUCAGGAGGUGCGACAGUAAAGGUGAAGUCGACAGUUUUGACCAUUAUGGAGUAAUUUUGCCAUGUCGUCCUGAAUAAAUGCAUUUUUAUUAUUUCAUAUUCCAUUCAGCACAAGACUGUUAUUUGUCAUGACCAUGCCAUUUAUUUAGCAAUUGGGGAAAAUACUUGGAUAAAAAGAAUAUCCUGUAAAAAUAUUGAAGUAAAGAGACAGAAACAAUGACAUUUUGCCGCUCUCUUCGUCGCGUUUUCCUCGUUGUGAAUAGUUCCCCCUCGACGGGCUGACUGGUCCUUCUCAAGCCAUUUAUAUAGCUGUUGGGGAAAAAUACUUGGAUAAAAAGGAUAUCCUGUAAAAAUAUUGGAGUAGAGAGACUGAAACAAUGACAUUUUGCGGCUCUCUUCGUCGCGUUUUCCUCGUUCUGAAUAAUUCCCCCUCAAUGGGCUGAAUAGUAAAACCGAUGAGCCCAGUCUACCGCUGACGUCAUCCACCUGUUGGGGACGCUAAAGCCCUAUAAUGGUAGGCGUGGCUAACCGGCAGAUUAAAAGACUAAUUUCUCGUUAUCUGCGCUUUGCUAAAUUGUUGUAUAUAGUCGAAUAGUCUCAAAAUAUGAUUCUAAUUUACAUAAUAAUGCUAUUUAAGACUUUUUUUCUCGUGUCGUAUGCUCUUUAAAAUCUUUUUUUUGGGGGGGGGUGAAUUUUUGAACAGGAGGGCAUUUUUUUGACACCUUAAAAGUAGGUUAAAUCAGGUGAGUGAAAAAUACAUUUUUUAGACAUUUAAAAUUUUCUGUUUCUCAUUUUAAAAAAAGGUUUUGGACACUAAUCCCGCUACAUAAUAAAUAACGAACACUUCAAGAUGAUCCCCCCCCCCCCUUUGUCUACUCAAGUCUUUAAUAAUCAAUAUGCAUGCUCUAAGACGUGGGUGAAUGUACGAUGAUAAAGGAAAUUGGUGUGAGUAAAUGUAGAGUUAUUUUAACCCUGUCACUGUGUUUUAUUUAGUAAAUAAACAUGGCUGAACAGGGAGUUAGCUGUAUAGUUAAUAUCUUUACUGUAUAGUUUUUGAUUUGGCUUGAUUAAUAUGUGCAAAGAAAAAAAUAUUCCAGGGGAAU
Corythoichthys intestinalis (scribbled pipefish) is the source of this 3175-nucleotide messenger RNA. RefSeq names its product THAP domain-containing protein 1-like. The transcript is spliced from 4 exons. The record is from RefSeq and is a predicted model, not a curated record. Gene Ontology annotation, molecular function: sequence-specific DNA binding. Lineage: Eukaryota; Metazoa; Chordata; Actinopteri; Syngnathiformes; Syngnathidae. The coding region runs from base 160 to 1002 and encodes 280 amino acids.